Molecule: messenger RNA, 1221 nt
Organism: Schistocerca americana (American grasshopper)
Lineage: Eukaryota; Metazoa; Arthropoda; Insecta; Orthoptera; Acrididae
Exons: 7
Coding region: 61-1116 (351 amino acids)
Source: RefSeq, a predicted model, not a curated record
CAAACAAUAGACACGAAAGAGGGUGAACCUGAGCACCAGUUAACCGAGUACGAUCAUGAUAUGGUGCCCUCGAUUGCUGCAAUAGAAUCAACCCAGCUCGUUUGGGACCGUGUCAGCUCUGUGAUUAACCAGGAGAGCGUCGCCAAUAUACAGGACGACAAUACUAGCUAUGCUGGAAGCAGAGAACAAGUUGCAGUAAAAGAGGAGGAAAGUAAUGCAUCUUUAGAUACAUCUAAAUCUGAGCAUCAGCGACAGCUAGAAGCGGAUAUUGUGACUAGUGAGAAGCAACAAGACGUGGGGACUGAAGACACGAUUAGUUCAAAAACUCCGGACAGCACAAGUGAUUUCGCCCCCAGAGGAGAGCAAGAAGACCAGGAGUCUGUGGAAGAGUAUGUAACGAUUUAUGAUGGCCCGAACAAGGAGCAACUGUUAAAUGACUCUCCUCUGGGUGCAGAGCUCGAAGCCGCAACUAAAACACACACAGCUACUUUCAAGACGAAGGAAAUACCUGGCCGUUUAACCAACUACUUAGAAGAGCAAAGAGUUAUGAACGAAGAGAAGAAGAAGAGUCAAUAUUCUCCCUUUAUUAUGGAUUCUCCGCAAAUGCAACAUCCUAUAGAAGAGAUCCAGGAAGAAGUGAAACCACGGCAUAUCCUGCAUGAAGAUGUACCUGUAACAAAAACUGUGGAAUCUCUUUCUCAAAUUUCUGACCCCGAAACGAAUCAAGAUGGAGGUGAGGAAGAGGAGGGGGUGCCUUAUAUAUCUUACAAUGCUCCGGAGGCGGUCCAGAAGAAGCUGGUGCAGCAGGCCGUGGUGGACACGCCGGUGCUGCCGGGAACUAAUCUGCGGGUCACAACGCACAGUAAAAUGGAGGCGCUGCGGAAGGAGUUGGAGGAAUUGGAGGCAUUUGAUGACGACGAAGACACUUGCAUGUACGACGAACAGUCGAUGUCGCUAAAGCGACCGAUGACGAGGGGGGCGGCGGCCGCCCGCACGUACGUGAUGCCCGACCCCGUGCGCGCACGCAUCGACGUCGACGCCCUCAUCUACCACGUGCCCAGGUCCCCCGAGGCGCCACGCCGCUUCAGCGACAAGGUCUUCUUCAGGUUCAAGUGAAAUCUGCUGUCAGACUUCGAGCUAUUUAGACCGAGUGAGGAAGCCACAGCUUUUCAGGUGUAAGGAUUCAACGAAAAUAAAUUUCUUUACUCGCCUUAAGAGAGG